This is a messenger RNA of Prunus armeniaca (apricot), 732 nucleotides long. NCBI's taxonomy places the organism in Eukaryota, Viridiplantae, Streptophyta, Magnoliopsida, Rosales, Rosaceae. The record is from the annotation of a GenBank genome assembly.
AUGUUAAGGUCACUGAAACUUCCGAGCUCCUAUAUAGGCACUAUGAGUUUAGAGUCAUGUCCUGUUGCCCUGCAUGCCCAAGAAGCCAUUUCAGCACAACAAGGCAUGCCCAUACUACUACAGGAACUAGGACUAGGUUGGUUCUGUGGAAACUAUGUGCCUCCUCAUCACUUCAUUCCAUUUCAAGAACCUUGUUCUCCACAUGUCCUGCAAGCCCAAGAAGCCAUUGUGCUAUGUUCAUACUAUGGAAUUCACAACUCUGUCCCUCAUCGUCAUCUCCUACCAUUCCCAAGCUUCCAACCCUCAAUUCAAUUUCAAGAAUCUGCAGCCUCAUAUGCCCUGCAAGCCCAAGAAGCCAUUUCUGCAGCACAAGGCAUGCCUCAACUACCACAACAACUAGAACUAGGAUCUUUCCAUGGAAUUGGAACCUAUGUGCCUCGUGAUUUCCCACCAAUCCCGAGCCUCCAAUGCUCAAUUCAAUUUCAAGAACAUGCAGCUCCAUGUGGCCAACAAUCCCAACAAGCUGUUGCAACACAAGAACAGCCAAAACUAGAAUUAGGUUCAUGCCAUGGAUUUUGCAAGUAUGUCCCUCCUGAUCUCCCACCAGUCCCAAGCAUCCAACACUUGAUUCAAAUACGCAGUAAGCCUUUUGAGAGACACUUGACAAAAUCUGAUGCGAUGUUCUCAUUAGAGGUGAAGAAUGUGACGCAGAAGAACACGUCUUCCCAUUGA